CGUUCUUCUCUCUUCCAUGCUUUUAAUUCCAAUUUCGGCAUAAUCUUUGGCAACAUUCCAAACGUUGCGUGUGUGUGUGUGUUUGUGCUAGUAGAACGAAACACUUUGUUAUUAUUGCAAAUCUCCUGUACGAAGGAGUUCUGGGAUGAAACGUUCCGAUGCUGCUUGUCAAAUCUAGUAAACCCGUCGGCACGACAACAAAGCACAAUCAAACAGUGCAGCUCGAAAGACGAAACAAACCACAGUGCGAAGCUAGAAAGGAACGAAAGUGUACCAAUCGCAAGGGUCAAACAAGAAAAGCUGCUUGCAAAUGUAACCAAUCUUUUCCAAAUUGCAUUACAACACAAAUCCCUGCAAGCCCUUUUCUUCUUCAUUUAUUUGUAUCUCACUUACGCGGGUCAUGCAGCAAAAAAAAAAACAAGUUAAGGUGCAGUGUGAUUUGAAACGCGGCCUUUCUUAAAUAUCUGAUUAUGUGUGUAUGUGUGCGAAAAUGUGUAUGUAGGUGGAUUGUUUGUGAGUGACACCAAAGGCCAGCAAGUAGAAAGCAACAACCGCUUGAUGACCCCGUUCCAACGAUUCGAUGGGCAAAACAAAAAAAGUGCGUUUUCUGUUGCGAUCCUAUGCAGCAAAAGAAAGCAGUGAAGUAGCCAUUAUAAACGCCUUCCCUUGAGGUGCAUAAAAUGUGAUUUGUCAGGAUUGUAUGUGCGAAAAGAGCCGGUGUAGCCAGUUUUAAUCCUGCAAAUCUCGGCAAUUACACGGAAAAUGUCAUACUUUGAGUGUGUGUAAUUUCUCCAUCGUACGUACGUUAAUUGAGAUGGUAAUCAUUUUAGUGUAUGUACAGGCGUUAUGUGUUGCUGCAGCGUACCCGAUCAAUUGUGUGUUGACAGGAGUUUGACAGAACGGUGUGACGGAGCAUAAAACAACAAGAGUAAUAUUUAUCAUCUGAUUACACCGUGCACUAAUCGGAAAUAGUUCUAAUAGUGAUUAUUAUCCUGUGUGUGUCAAUGUUUCUACUACUAUCCCGUGUAUUGUCUGCAUGCAUUUGUGUAUGUGCGCGUGCGUGUGUGACGGAAGAGUGAUUAUGGUUAUGAUUUAAUUACAGGUUUCAGCGAAAUAAUCCACCCAUCCUUUCUAUUAUCGCCCGACAGCAAAUCAAACGCAUCGGUGUGUGGAUUUGAGUGUGUAUCCUUUAAUAUAGUGUAGUGCUGGUGUUGCAGGAGCAGGAUUAUCCCUUUCCGGACGGAUGUGAAAGUGCCCGUCGGCUUUCGAGUGUUGUUUGAAUAAGAAAAGCUCAAUAAAAGGAUACACAACUACACCCAAAAGAAAGUGCAAAAGUGAAUAGUGAACGUUAAUACAGUGCGCGUGUGUGUGUUUGUUCUGCGUUCUAAGUGAGUUUAAGUAGUGUUACAAAGUGUUGAGAUAAUUGAUUGUCAAAAGAAAACCAAAAUAUAUAUAAAGAAAAACCUUCGUGGAGUGUUGCCAAAAGUGUUUCCAUUUCCUAGACACAGUUUUACAGGACAUCGUGAAAGCAAAGAGAGGAGAAAACAAUCGAUAAAUAAACAUUUCAUUAAAUGUACAGCACGAAUCGAAUUGGAUUUUUGAACAUUUGCUGCGUACAUUAAGAGAUUGAUUUUCUUCAUUUACAACGAAACGCCAACACACCUAAUCGAGACGCGCUCGUUGGAUUGUUUCGUUCGCAAAACUUUGCAUGCGCGCGCCCGUAAGGAGGAGCAUUUUCGAGAACAAUGGAGACGUAGAACGUGUUCCGGAGAGCGCAAUCCAACCACCCCCCCCCCCCCCUUCUCGGCCGGAGUAGGCAAUUAAAGGAAUUCAAACCUCCCAUCUAACCGGACGACGAAAGGGGCCCGCGACGGGCAAGCUUCUUCAGGGGGUUUCUCAUCGCAAAGGCACAAAAACCGCACACUCGGACAAUGCAAACUAAUGGGUCGACGCUUUUGGACCGCGUUAACGUCAAGCUCGGUGGCGGCCCAUCGUCAACCGGAUUGUGGUGCCAGCUUCCGCGGCAACAGCAGCUCCAGCGGGAACCACGGCCGGCUAGUGGACACUAAGCAGCGGACACAGUAGAGACAGUAACACGGGGUAUGAGAAAAGAAUCGGGAAAGCCAACGUUGAAACUAACGUGCUGUGCUAAUCACACGACGUGCUAACGACGGAUGCUAACACACACACACCCGGCAGUAACAGCACCCGAAACCACAUACCCGUUCGUUUCUUUUCCUCGGAAAUCCGGUUUAAUUAGCACCUUCCCAACUGUUGCCGCGAACCGGACGAGUCCUUUACACUUAACCUGUGCGAACGACAUUUGUUGCAAGAGGCAGAGCAGAGCCCCACAUCGAGCCUCCCCGACAAAUCCACGUCCCACCCCCCCACAUCUAUAUUUCCCUCCCCCGGCCCGUUGAAUGCAGAGCGUGCAGGUGCAGCAGCAAGGACGAGCAGCAGCAACACCGGCGGCACAACGUCCACGAUCGCUAACCGCGCCCAGCCGUCGUCUCGCCCGGUACCACCGGAAGGAAGAGAUCGCCAUCUCUUCUCGCCGUCCAACUGGUGCCGCCGUGGUCGUCGCGCGUGAUCCCCGCUCGAUUCAUCGCCGCCGUCGUCAUUUCGGGGUAAUAUGGCCACACCGCCAACCGAAGGAGAAAUCAGAGUGGGUCCCGGCCAUCAGGCAACAUUACCAGACUAUCAACCGAUCGAGAACUACCGCUCCGAGGACGAUGAAGAUCGCGACCUAGAAGAUCCGAGAUGGACACCCGGACUGUACAUUGAUAAUGAUUUGUUGAUGUACCUGACCGCCGCUCGUUCAAUAUCCGCUUUUCAGGGUAUGUGCGAGGAAGAUGGUUGUAUGGCAGCUAGUCGUGACGAUACAACUAUAAAUGCAUUUGAUGUUCUACACGACUCAGGAUACGACGCCGGUAAAGCCCUAGAAGCACUACUAAAGUGUCCAGUUACGAAGGGAAUCGAGAAGAAGUGGACAGAGGAGGAAACGAAACGCUUCAUCAAGGGUUUGCGACAGUUUGGGAAGAAUUUUUUUCGCAUCCACAAAGACCUAUUACCACAUCGGCCAACGCCGGAAUUGGUAGAGUUUUACUAUCUCUGGAAGAAGACGCCGGGUGCAAAUCAGAACCGGCCCCACCGCAGACGACGGGCGAGCUCGCUCAGACGACGCAACACACGGACGAACAGUAAUGCGAGUGGCACCCCGCCAAACAGCAGCGGUAGCAGCAGUAGUAGCAGCAACAGCAACAGCAAAAAGGAACAAACCCCCGAGCGGACCGUGACAGAUACCGGUUCGUCCCGACCGUCGCCGAUCGGCAAGGAGGAGAACAGCUCCGUUACCGAGGACGACGUGAGCGAGUGUGACAGUGAUUCGAGCGCCAACAAGGCGACCGCAGCUGCGGCGGCUGCAGCGACAGCCACCGCCAACGGUACCGGCGUUGGAGGCAACGGCAGCAAUAGCAGCAUCAGUAGCGGAAGCAGCAGCAGCAGUAGCAGUAGCAGCAGCAGCAGUAGCAGCAGCAGCAGCAGUAGUAGUAGCAGCAGUAGCAGCAGCAGCAGUAACGGAAGUAACGGCGGCGUCGGCGGUUCCGUCGGCGUCGGAGACUUUACGACGACGGCCAGCAGCGGCGGCGUUGGCGGGGGCACGGUCACCGGCGAGGAAUCUCCGUCGAGGAUGCGGACCCGCCAAAAGCCAACUAAGGAAACGAAUGCUACCAAUGCGAAGCGACCAAAGCGUGGCGGUACGGAGACCCCGGAACAGCAGACAGCAACCGGCACAUCCGCCACCGCUGGUGGAGGUGCUGCUGGUAGCAGUGGUAAUGGUGCAAGCACCUUGGACAGUCCGAAGACGCCAAGCAAAACGACGGGUAGUAGUGGUAGCAAUAGCAGUAAUGCAACCGGAAGCUCUACGAGUGCUACCGGUGGUGGACCAGGGGACGGGAAACAUAGUUCGCAAAGCGGAAGCAAAGGCAAGGGAUCAUCGUCCUCGUCUACCGGUGGCGGUAAGACGGAGACGACUCCCAGCAAGGGUAAAAAGCGUGCUAAUGAGCUCGAAGUCGACGGCAACGAUGAAAAGGAUGGACAAAAGCGAAAGCGCGCGGACAGUCCUGCCGAAAGUCUCACCACGGAUAGCCGGCCCGGUUCCGUGCUGGAUGAGAUGGAAUCGGUUAGCGAGGCAGCUACAGAAACCAGCAUCGGUACAAGAACUACCGGCACCCCAACACCGGUGGGUCACGACCGGUUGCAGGGUGCGAAUGCUGUCAACGCAGGAAAUGGCCCAGGUGGGCCUGAAGGAAGUGCCACAAGUACGAAGGAAGACGACAAGGAUCCACUGUCUCUCGGACCACCGCUUAUCGCUGCGGAACCGAUGGUUACAGAAUCGAACGAAAAUAGUAGUAGCAGCAAUACGACCACCUCAACAGUCGCAAAGUCUUCAUCCGGUGGUUCGGAGGACAAAGAUGAUGAUUCGAAUGCGGGUGCUACGGGAGCAGUUGUCGCAUCUGCGGUAGCAACGGUUCCCACCGCAGCAGACACGGCCAAGCUUCCCGAAACGGAAGAUAUAUCUCCACCGUCGACAGCGGCCACAACACCGGUUGCGACUCCCGCACCACCCGCAACGGGGGCUUCACUAUCCGCAGCGGAUGGUAGCAGCGAACCGCAACAGGGACCUCCUUCGGCGGAAGAGGCAGCUACUGCAAACGGAACGAGUAGCGUGUCUAGUAUGUGCAACACCACUGGGGAUGGUAAACCGUGUGUAAAUUCCAUCGGUGCCGCUUCGUCCAACGAUCAAGAAAUGGCUGCAAAGUUGGCAAACAUGAAACAAGAAGCAUCCUCGACCGGUUCGUCUGCCGGUGCUCCGCCCGGUUCGGCAACAGCGGUUGAUUUCAACUCCAAAGAUGUGUUCAUCAAGAAGGAACCAAACGAGGAUCCUGCUGCAACCGGAAUAGCUUCUGCUAGUGCUUCAGCUGCUGGAGAACAGUCUGGAUCUGGUAAUAGUGGUGCCGCAUCAGCGACGGGUGUUUCUAGCGAGCCGCAAGAUUUAAAGCUCAAAAUCGAGGUAAAAUCGGAAGCAAAGUUGAUGCCAUCCGGUGCGAACGAAGGGUCGAACCAAGGUACCGUACCCGGUGCGGAUAUGAAAUACGACCCAGAGAAUUUAGUGAUGAAACCCUACGAAAGUCAUAUAAAAUAUGGUGGCCAUCCCGGUGAGGAUGGAAUGAAAUAUGGUGAACAUAAAUAUGGACCACUGCCGCCACAUCAGCAGCUUCCCGGACCGGGGGAACCGCCUGGGUUAAAGUAUGGUCCUCCGGGUGGACCACAGGACGAACCGCUGGAAUACGAUAUGAAACGCUAUCCAGCGCACGGACCUCCACCACCGCCAUCGGCACAGGAUGGUGGACCACUGCCACUGAAACUUGGCGGACCACCGGGACCACCGUCGGGUUCUGGAGCACCAGGGGAACUACCAUCAGCGGGACCUCCGCAACAUAUGAAGCUUUCCCAGUACCCACAAGAUCUGACGAGUUUGAACCUGAAGUACCCACCGCCAGACGAGCGGACAAAGUUUGCCCCAUCGCCUGCUUCGGACAGUGGAAGUGGAAGCGGUGUUGCUCCACCACCAUCCGGUAUCGGUGGACCGCUGCCUCUCAUCCCGAAAAGUCAUUACCCUGAUCCGGCGCAGUUAAAUAUGUUGCGGCAGCAUUACGAACAUACGUUCAAGUACGAUCCGAUGGCGGCAGUGAAGUACGGUCCACCGGGAAUGCCACCAUUCGGAGCACCACCCGGUCAACCAGGACAUCAUCAUCCGCAUCAUCCGCUGGCCGGCGCACUGCCGGGACAACCGCAGUCACAACCACAAGAUCUGAAGUACCUUCCACCGGAGGCUGCCGCUACAGGCAUGGGGCCUCUGAAGUAUCCACCCUCAUCAGUAGCGAACGAUACGCCUACGUCGCUGAAGAACAACAGCUUUUCAGCGGACAAUCUUCUCAAGAGCAGCUCGUCAAGCAGCGGUGGAGGCAACGAUUCGUCCAAUCCGCUGGAUGUUUCGGCUUCUGCGCGCCAUGCUGUGACGCCGAAUCAGGACAGUCAGGGCAGCAACAGCAGCUCGCAACCAACGGCACUGCAUGGCAGUGGCAGCAGUAUCGCCUCACCGCAGUCCGGUGGACCACCGCCAUCAUUACCACCACACGGUGCUGGAACAUAUCCACCGCCGCACGGACCACCACCACCGGGACAUCCGGGACAUAUCGUAAAUCCGGGAUUAAUGCCAACGCUGCUCGGAACCGGACCGAACUCAUCGCCGGUUCCACCAACAUCGCAACCGGGUGGGGUACAUCCGUCCUCGCUCGGUAGCCAUCCGUUGGCCCAUCCUGGAUCGGUACCUCCACCACAGCUACUACCAACUCCUCCGGGUUCCAGUCCGUAUCAGCCUAGCAAUAUGCAUCGAUCUGGAGGGCUUCCACCAUCAUCGGUACCGAGCUCCGUAUCGUUAGCAAUAUCCUCGAGUGGCAGUACUGCGCUAACCUCUACUACCGCAUCGUCCGCUGCUUCCUUGUCUUCAACGUCGGUGACGUCGCAUUCGCCGGCACCAAUGAGACCGUCGUCCGAUAAUGGACCGCUUGGUCUUCAGCCAAUGUCCCACCAUCAUCGUUCGGACCGUGACCGAGAACCACCUCGGCCAGGUGCAAACGAUAUGCCUCCUACCCGUGCUUCCCCAAUCAACUCGCUACUACAGGGAGUUCCGCCUCCUCACGGUAUACUGUCGCAUCCGCUCCCACUGCAUCUUGGACAUCCGGGUAUGCAACUACCUCCGCACCAUCCAGCGGCACAUUUGGCUGGUCCGCUAGGACACGCCGGACUAUUACCACCCUCGUUGGCAGCACAUGGCGCCGGAAUACCGCUACUAGGCGGACCGACACCAUCCGCGCUCGGAAGCUUAAUGGAGGUGGCGGGCGCAGGGCGUCGAUCGCCUUCCUCCGGUCCGGGAAGUUUAGCGGGCGGACCUCACUCUCAUUUGCCACCGACAUCGAUGCAUCAGUCAGUCAGCGCUCUGGCGCAAUCCCCAUCCACUCCGACCGGAGCAGGCGGAGGACCACCGUCAUCGUCUGCGUUGAGUCGUGCCAGCCCCAAUGUACCACCUGGUGGUCCGGGAACACCCGGAGGAUACCCCGGCCCGGGAGGACAUCAUCAUCGAUCCAGCUCACCUGCCAAUUCGAGCAGCUCCGGUUUGAGCCGCGCCAGUCCUAUGCACCUCAGCCAUCAUCCUUCCACACCGGGUGCUGGUAGCGCUGGUGGAAGUGGUGGAUCGUCGGCAGCUGCAGCAGCUGCGGCGGCCGCAUCAGCCGAACGGGACCGACAAAUCAUGCGACAGCAAAGCCCCCACAUGACUCCUCCACCACCUUCGUCGUCUGCACCUUCGGCCGCGUUGAUCUCAAGUCCGUUGAGCAAAAUGUACGGAGGCCCGUCGGGACAGCGAUCACCACCUCCAUCCCAUCCAUUCCGGCCCGGUGCUUCACCGCCGGUUAUACGACACCCCCAGAUGCCUCUACCUCUACCGAUGACGGGUCCGAUGGCGGGUAUUCCCGGGUCGGUAAUGCACGCCUCGCAGCCGUACCCUUUGAUGCACCCGUCACUGUUUAAUCCGCACCAUCACAACCCAUUCUACGCACCGUAUCCAUACGGACCAGCCUAUGGGCCCGGAUUUUCCUACAUGAAGCCCGGUGGCUCACCGCUCGAUAAUCCAAUGCUACACGGACACCCGACAGCGAUACCUCCCCCCCGACCGGAGGACGCACCAGGAGCAGGCGGUCCAGGAGGAGGUAUCCAUGGCAAUGCCGGUGAGAAAUCAAAAUCCUCCAGCGGUGGUAGUAAAUCACAGCAGCCACAAACGUCAUCCUCCUCCACAUCGUCAGUGUCUUCACUGUCUGGGUCAGGCGGUAAUGAGCGAUCGAAACAAUCGUCCUCAUCAGCAGGAAACGGGGGCCCUGGCAGUGGACAUUCCAGCUCGUCCAACCAAAGCAGCUCAUCGGCAGGUGGACCACCCGGUGGACCUGGCCGGGGUGGUCCUUCACCUAGCGGAGCUGGUCCCGGAAUGGUCGGCAUGCCGGGAGGACCUCCCGGUGGACAUCCGCUCAGUGGUAGUCCGUUUCAUCCGGCCGGUCCGCCCCACCAUCACUCACCUUAUGGUCCCCCGCAACCUCACAAUCCGUUCAUCGAGAACCAGUUGCCACCGGUCGGUGGUGGUAAACCGACCAGUCACAUGGAUGCACUGCGCGCACACGCUCAUGCAGCGGCUGGUGGAGCUUUAGGUCCGCCACCGGGACACCAUCCGCACCAUCAUCCGGGUCAUGGUCCACCACCGCCGCCCGGACAUCAUCCAGCGCAUCCGAAUGAACCGGUGCACAUCGAAACGCUCGAUAUAGAUCCGGACCCGGAACCACCGUCACCAGUCCAUGAUAUGAACCGUGGUCCCAGCCCCGAGGCCAAACCGGAUGACACCGAGUGCCAUCGGUCCCAGUCGGCAAUUUUCGUACGACGCUGUGAUCGAGGUGAUUACAAUUCGUGCACGCGAACCGAUCUCGAAUUCAAACCAACGCCCGACUCGAAGCUUGCGCGGAAACGCGAGGAACGCGACAGAAAGCUCGCGGAGAAGGAGCGGGAACGUAAAGCACAACAGGCGGCACAGGCGCAACAUCAACACCAGCAGCAGCAACAGCAAUCGCAUCAUCCGUCGAUGCAACCGCAUCCCCAUCAGCCUCCACCAUCGCACCCGCACCAUCCACAGCAUCCGAGUGUGACGGCGCAUCAGCAAGCAGUGGCCGCUGCCCAAGCCCAACAUCAAGCUGCAGCUGCUUCGGCAGCAGCAGCGGCGGCCGCAGCACAACAACAUCACCAUCAGCAACAGCAGGCCCAACAACAGGCACAACACCAAGCACAGCAGCAGGCGCAACAGCAGGCCCAGCAGCAGGCAGGAAAGCCAGGUAGUGCUGGUGGUAGUUCUGGUGCAUCGGGACCGGGUGGGCCACCGGGUCCACCACCUCCUGGUCAUCAUCCGGGGCAUCCUUCACCUGGCCAACAGUCGAUGAAACCGGACAUUAAACCAUAUCCAGACACACCAGCCCUAAGGCAGCUGUCCGAGUAUGCGCGGCCGCAUGUUGGAUUUAGUCCUGUGGAAACGAUGGUCCCGCCACCAUACCAUCCACUGUACAAUAGAGAAAGGGACAUCUUUUUUAGGGAAUUUGAGGACCUCAAAAAUCAACAAGGCAUGGGACCAUCCCGGCUGGACCCGCACUGGAUGGAGUACUAUCGAAUGAGAGGAAUGCAUCCGUCACAGUUUCCCGGUCUUUACGGUAAUCCUGCGGCCCUCGCACAGCUAGAACGGGAACGAAUAGGCUUGCCACCGCAUCCUGUUGGGCUGGAUCCAUCCGAUCCGAUGUUGCGCUUGGCUGGCGAAUAUCAUGCACACUCCCAUACGCACUUGCACUUGCAUUCGCAACAGCAGCAAGACUCGGCAGCAGCGGCGGCGGCGGCAGCGGCAGCGGCGGCAGCAGGUUUUCAUCUACCACCCAACGUUCCGCCCUAUCCACGGCCGAAUGUUUUAAUGCCGAGGGAUCCACAUUCGGAAGUACUUUUGCGUAUGUCCUAUGAUCCAUUGCAGGCUGCUGAAUUCCAACGACAAAGUGCAUUAGAUCGGGCCCAGUCGCUCCAUGAGCAGUAUAUGAGGCAACACGAACGUGAGAUGAAGGUGCGUGCAUUGGAAGAGGCAGCACGGGGCGGCAAACAUUAGGAAAUUCUUUACCAAACCAAACAGUUACGUUUCCCAACCUGCCUCCGAUUUACCGCGAGCGACGAUUGGGAGUAUGAAAUGCGUGCCACACUCGAAGCCAGAUUUCCAUCGGUUAAUGCAACAAACGCUCUAACAACCACUGGUACCUUUUUUGCAGUGUAAAAGCUGUGUAAAUCACUUACAUCCCUUCCUGAUUUCUUCCCAAUUUGACCAAAAAACACAACAACAAAAAAACCAACCAACAAACAAAAUGUUAAACACUAGAUUGAUACAAGAAAACUAUAUACAUAUGCAUCUAUAUAGUGGAUAACGAUGUGUAUUUCCAGGCAAUGAUGUCGCACCCAAUGUUAAAAUGCGUGCACAGAAUUAGGUUUGAUCAGGAAACAUGAUCGGUACAUAUGUUUCGUCGUAUCCAGGACGAUUACGGUAGACUUACAUCUUAGUCUUUUUUCUCUCUUUGAUUAGAUUAUUAAUAUUAUUAUGACUUUGUCAGCGUAAGCUAGCCAACUAGUUCGAUUGUCCGCCGCCGGGUACGGUAUGGUAGGCCCCUUUUGACGAUGUAAAUAUUUAAACAAAUAUCGUUUAGGUUCGCAUUUGAUAACUAUAUCCCAAUUUUAUCAAUUUAAGCUUAGUGACUAAGCUCUAGUGUGCGCUUCAUUAGUUUACGAUGCCCUCCUUAUUUUCUGUUAAAUGACACACCUUGCUCCGUCACUCGAUGUUAUAAUGGAAAAAAAAGAUAUUUUAUGUUUUGGUACAUAAUUUAAACUAGUGCGAGGAAGGUAAAGCAAUCAAGAUUCACACACAACUGCUCAGAGCGUUUCAUCUGCCAUUUAACACAACACAAAACAAACAUGAAUAUAUUCUCCCCAAUAAAUGCUGCCGUGGGUUGCAAACUGCAAAGAAGGAAAGAAGAAAGUGUAGUGAAAAGUCUUCGAGUGCUAGUUCAUUUUAAUUACUCUUUCCCACUUUCGUUUCGCUUGAUUCUCAUCGAACGCAUGAUGCCACGAUACGUUUGUCGCUAUCAUAUUCAUGUGCAAAAUAUAAAGAAAUGGGAAGACAUUGAGCACUGUUGCAAAUAGGGGGAGAAAGGGUAGAAGAACGAUAUUAAGUGCGGCAAUUAAUGCAAUUGGGGGUACAACAAAAGUGAACAAAUGCGAAAGAAGCGAAACACUUCGGUAACAUGUAAAAAGAAAGAUAAUGCGAUAUAGACAACAGAAAAACAACAAUAUUAGCAUGUAAGUAGAAAACGGUAUAUAUUAUAUAUUUUAUAUUUAUGAUGGAACGGAGAAAUGAUAAUAUUAUACACCUUAAGGUAGCAGACAAACCGAUCGAAGGGCAAACAUUUGUUUGCUAGCUGAUCGUGUCGAGAUUCCGGCGCACGGCGGUGCACCAUUGUUCGCCGCCGAUCGGAAUUGGACGCAAAUACAACCGAACAAUUAACUGAGCGCACACACCAUUAGCGUUUUUGUCGCCCUCCUCCUUAACUGUACACAAAUGAAUCCUUGCUUAGAGAGUAGUGGCGUUAUUGCACGGGUAGUUGAACAAAACAAAAACAAAAACAGGAAAAAGAGGGAAAUGGAAACAAUGUGCGGUGUUACGAUAUGAGUAAUAAUGGGAGCGAAAAAACGCAUUUAAUCAAAAACCCAAACGGUGUUGUAUAGCGGAGGAACCGAUUUAGAUAUAUUGUAACUCGAUAGGCAUGUGCCUGUGUGCGUUUGUGAGCGCCCGGGCACAAGGUUCUGUGGGUGGAGAUCAGUUAAAACGAUGGGAUGAUGUAUAGUAGCAUCAAGUUUCCCACUUUUCCACAGAUUGCAUUAUGGUUCCAUGCAAACAACCAAAUCGUGAAUGCGUUUCGUACGACUCGCAUUGUAGGUGGUAAGCCAGGAAGGUGAAAUGUGUGCAGAUUUUUGAACCCAUUUCUAAGUGUCUAUAUUUAUGGAAAACCGAUGAACAUAAUGCUGUCGAUCUAUCAUCAUAUAUAUAUAAGACAUAUAUAUAUAAUGUGCAAGUGAUCGGCAGAAAGUAUGGGUACGUGUGUUUGCGUUGCAUAUAUGCACAGGUAUGAAAGAGGAACUUGGGCGAACGAACGGAUGUUCGCGAUUAGACUGACUGUUGUUAUAUGGAGACGUAUGGAGUGCGUUAGAAGACUGGAGACAUUGGUGAAUCAGCACCCCCAACGAUGCGAAAGUCAACCUAAGUGUGAUUUGCAUUAGAUGAACUGCCGGUAGCAUCUUGAGUUUUAGAGUUCUUUAGUAAAACUCCCCAAAAAACAUGUCGUCCAUGCUUGCUUAAAUCACCACAGCCGUGUUACGUCUGGACACUUGGUUUUAACGGCGUUCUGCUAAGUUUAGUUGUAUACGUUACUUCGAUAAAGUUUUUCCUUUGUUGUGCAGUCCGCAACCCCUCGGUUGCCGCGCACUACGCUGGAAUGAAAAUAGACAAAUUACCAUAAAAUCCUCCCUCACCCCCUGCGCCGUAUGUAAAAUAAUGUCUUAGUUGUUAUAAUCCCUUCAAUACGUGGUAUUCUUUACGAGAGAUAGUAAGCAGUAUGGGGGGUUGGCGAACUUUGCAGCUCUCACUCGAACUUGACAUUCGAACGUGCGUGGUACAACAAUCGGCAAAUGUGUAUUUAUACUAGUGAAAUACGAUGGAUUUGAAUGAUGCGAAUUCUUCUUAAACCUCCUUGCGCUGCGAUCUGAUUACCGGGCUAGUGUGUUAAACCGGUGUGAUCGACGAUCGUGCUGUGUGUGAGACGACAUCAUCAGAGCUGGUGGAAGCAUAUGCAGGGGUGGAGAAUGUUUUAAACAAAAACCCGAUCAUCGUUAUUGUUUCAUCAAACAAAAUUUACCUAAGAAACAGCCUGUGCAGCAUAAAUAUGUACGGUGUAUAAAACAAAAAAAAAACAAACAAACAAUCGGAAUCGGAAAAGCAAGAUGGAGUUUGAUUCAAUCUUUAAAAAAAGGGUAUCUAUUUAAAAAUAAAAACAAGAAACAUGUCGAUGAGGGGAGUGAAACAAAGUUUAAAAUGUAAAGGAAAAUCACACACCUACACACCUACCAUAGCCGUUCGCACAGGAACGCACGCAAAUGUGGGCAGAAACAAAUUAAAUAUAGUAUUGAGUAACACCGUAAGGAUACAGAUUUGAAUAGUAGUACGAUGAUAAGUCAAUCGACGAACCAAGCGAAAGCGGAUAAGCAAAAUAAAUGCGUACAAGCGAAGAAAAAAGCAUGUUAUCAGCCGCAGCAAGAGUAAAGCAACGUGUUGAACGUUUUGUCACUAUUGAUGACGAAGGAACGCAGACACAAACAACAAAGGCGAUGUAAUUGAACAUGAUGUAGAUGUAGAAAUUAAGCGACUAGGGUCCUGUCACAGUGAGCACAACGCACAGUGGCUAUACUUGUGAGCGAGAACUGGUGAUGAUAAAAAAAUAUACGAAUAUUGAAAAAAAUAUAUAUAUGAAAAUUGAAA
Molecule: messenger RNA, 13264 nt
Organism: Anopheles funestus (African malaria mosquito)
Lineage: Eukaryota; Metazoa; Arthropoda; Insecta; Diptera; Culicidae
Gene: Gug
Product: trithorax group protein osa
Exons: 16
Coding region: 2633-9796 (2387 amino acids)
Cellular component (GO): nucleus
Molecular function (GO): transcription corepressor activity
Source: RefSeq, a predicted model, not a curated record